AUGGCGUCCCUUACAAGCUUUCCCAAUGAGCUCCUAAUGGAGAUUUCGAAAUACAUAAAUGAUUCCGCCGAUUUGAAGCACCUUUGUCUCGUUAGUCGACGCCUUUACUUCGUGUUUGACCCUGUUUUGUACGCCUUCGCUGCUCUCAACCAUCCGCACCUCAUGUGCUGGGCUUCCGAAGCUGGCAGAAUUGAAACGGUGAAGAAGCUCCUCUUGGGAGGGAUGAGCCCUAAUAUGAUUACAUCUAAUCAUAGAGACAAAGAUGUAGAGGAUGGUCGGCAUAUCAAAUGGGCUCGCGAUAUGGCAGAUACUGGGGCUGUGAUCGGAUCGGUAAUGACCCAUAAGCAGAGGGUUGUGGAAUCCCGUUCCAAGCAGAAGAACGAACCACCGACAUAUGACGAGCACUUGACCAAGAGAAAACGAAGGAGGAGAAUACGGAAGUACUUGCGUUCGUCGGUGGAUACUUUCUGGUUUUCUCUCCAUUCCGCUGCUAUGGCUGGGUCUACUGAGAUAACCGAACUUCUACUAGACUCUGGGGCUCAGUUAGAUGUUCCUUCGCGCGCAUUACACAUCUGGGAGGCUUAUUAUCGCUGUAGAGAAUCAUCGAAGAAGACUCACUUUUGGACACCACUGCAUACCGCCUUAUGCUGUGGUCAGGAAGAUGUGGCCAACCUUCUCAUCACUCGGGGAGCAUCCGUAGAUGUCGAAGUUCAAACACGGCCGUCUAAUGCACUACAUUGGGCGGCUCGAUGCGGCUGUUUAUCAACCAUACGACUACUUCUAGAAGGCGACCAAAAGGUCCCCGUCGACACUCGAGAUUUUGAGGGUGCAAGUCCCCUUAUGUGGGCUUUAGGGACCACAAACAGUAUCGCGACAAUGAAAUGCCUGCUCCAAUAUGGUGCGAACCUUGAUGUGUUGACGCAUGGACAAUGUCCUCACCAUGAUAACCAAUCCACAGCACUUCUGCGAGCUCUUCGCCAUUGCUGGUAUGAGGAUGCUGGAUUUCUUAUUAAUUCCGGCGCAAAUAUUCAUCCUCCUACAGACGACUUACCUUCCGCCUUAGACCAGUGUCUUAUUUCAUUACGCGUAGGCUAUUUCGACAUGAAGAGCGAGACUCGACUCAGCGAGCUUGCUUCGAGAGAGAGCGAAUCUCGCAAAGUUUUUUGCGAGGCCUUUGACGUUAGGAGUCAAUUGAGGUAUCUGUCGAGUUAUCCUUCCUACAACGAUAUUACUGGUGCAAAAGUUCGCAUUGGGAUGGUAGGAGUGGCUAAAAAGCUGAUACUCCACGGUGCUAAUGUCCAUGGUUCUCCCACCGCUGAAUCUUCUCCAAUAGUGCGCGCGGCAAGAGCUCAUUUGCCGGAGAUAGUAGGCCUCUUGCUUAAGUUUGGGGCUUCAGUUGACCACGAGGAUGACGAUGGGACGUAUCCACUACUUGCUGCUGUUUCGACACGAUGUACCACGCAACCAGAAUCUUACAUCGAUACUGUUGCGUGCCUCCUGAAAAAUGGGUCAAAUCCUGACAAGGCAACUCGGGUCAAGCAAUACCGGACAGCUCUCGCGGCUCUAUGCUUGUUGCAAUUUGACAACCCCGGGGAACUUGAGGUUGCUAAACUUCUAGUCGAACAUGGUGCGGAUAUACACGCUCGCGGUUACUCAAACGUGUAUAGGGAUCGACUGCAGUUGACACCACUUCAAGCCGCUCUCUACAGUUGUAAACCGGACAUUUGUCGGUACCUCAUAAAUAAAGGCGCGAAGAUGGAUCCCGACAAGUUGGAUUUUCACAAAGUGCUGCAUAAUUUAAAGAGUCGGUUCUGCGGUCCUUUCGCGCUACCCGGCGGCUUACCGCGCGAACGAGUAGCAGAAAUCUUCCGACUCCUCGUGGAACUCGAUCAAUCAAGAUCUCUUAUGGAAAAUUCCAUGUGUUUUUGGAUGUCUAUAACCAUCGGUUCCUUUCCUCUGGUGAAAGAAUUUCUCGAUUCGGGUGCUUCCGAUGCGUCGUGGGUCGACAGGUUCAAUCAAACUUGUCUUCAUAGGUUGGCUGCCAAUACGUCCGGCGAGCUUGAGGCCACUGCCUUGGUACCGCAACUUAUUGAAGUGGGAGCGGACGUAAACAUGCUUGAUUCGUAUCGACGCACGCCAUUUACACACCUUAUUUUACCAUCGUCCUCCGCGCGCGAUCCUGAGGAAAGCCUUGAACCGUAUACUGAGCUGUUCAAGGCCUUCAUUGAAAACGGGGUAGUCCAGAGUAAAUGGAAUAUAGCGACAUUCAAAUGGUUAAUGGAAUCCGGAUGCUCUAACUCCUCCACAUUUCGAACACGUUGGGCUGUUGAACUAGGAAGUCUAUACCAGGUGAAAGAGGGAAAGAUAGUUCCCCGAGAACAACGCCUUUAUGGGGAAGCCUUAAUAUUAGAUGGGAUGGAGGAGGAACGAAUGUCUAACUGGGGAGACAUGUCUGAUAUGCCUGAAAUGUCUGGCCUAUCUGACAGGGAAGAAGAUUUAUUUUUUUAAAUCCUUUUUAAGGAAAAAAAAUUUGACAG
This is a messenger RNA of Daldinia caldariorum, 2537 nucleotides long. RefSeq names its product ankyrin repeat-containing domain protein. The record is from RefSeq and is a predicted model, not a curated record. The transcript is spliced from 3 exons. Gene Ontology annotation, molecular function: protein binding. Bases 1 to 2508 code for a protein of 835 amino acids. NCBI's taxonomy places the organism in Eukaryota, Fungi, Ascomycota, Sordariomycetes, Xylariales, Hypoxylaceae.